Abrus precatorius (Indian licorice) is the source of this 2264-nucleotide messenger RNA. Its product is annotated as UDP-glucuronate 4-epimerase 5-like. Bases 228 to 1523 code for a protein of 431 amino acids. The record is from RefSeq and is a predicted model, not a curated record. Lineage: Eukaryota; Viridiplantae; Streptophyta; Magnoliopsida; Fabales; Fabaceae. The transcript has a single exon.
AAUAAGUAAAAUUAAAAGAGGAGUCAUAAGAGCAACGAAUUUCGAGGCACCAUCGAUGCACAAUGCAAAGGAGGAAGAGUCAACAAAAGUAAAAAGUCAACGAAACCAUCUUCCUUAUCUCCGCAACCCCAAACAUAUACAGAGUGCGUUGUGAAAUUAGGGUUUCAGUGGAUUACAAAUUCAAUGUGACAGUGUGAAAGAAACGAUCACAAUCACAAUUCACAGAGAUGGAGAACAUAGGAAUACUACCAUCAACACCAGGGAAGUUGAAGCCAGAGAAGUAUCAACACCAACCCUACUACAUUCAUCGCCUUCGAUUAUCAAAACUAACACUAUGGUCCUCGAUAUUCCUUGCCUUCAUUCUCUUCUUCUUCAUCCUCUCCCCUCCCACCGCUCCACCCACCGCCGCCGUCCCUCGCCGCGAUUCCUGGGGCGGACCCGACUGGGAAAAGCGCGUCAGCAAAUCCGCGCGUAAGAACUCCGCCUCCGGCUUCACCGUCCUCGUCACCGGUGCCGCGGGCUUCGUAGGCUGCCACGUGUCCCUUUCGCUGAAGCGGCGCGGCGACGGCGUUCUCGGCCUCGACAACUUCAACCGCUACUACGACGUGAACCUCAAACGCGCUCGGCAGAAGCUUCUGGCGCGUGCGGGGGUGUUCGUGGUGGAGGGAGACAUCAACGAUUCCUCACUCCUCCACAAGCUCUUCGAUGUGGUACCCUUCACUCACGUGAUGCACCUCGCCGCACAAGCCGGUGUUCGCUACGCCAUGCAGAACCCCGGUUCGUAUGUGCACAGCAACAUCGCGGGGUUCGUGAACCUUCUUCAGGUUUGCAAAUCGGCGAAACCGCAACCCGCGAUUGUGUACGCGUCGUCGAGCUCCGUUUACGGGUUGAACUCGAAAGUGCCAUUUUCUGAAAAGGACAGAACGGAUCAACCUGCGAGUCUUUAUGCUGCGACUAAGAAAGCUGGUGAAGAAAUCGCUCACGCCUAUAAUCAUAUAUAUGGUCUUUCGAUGACGGGUUUGCGUUUUUUCACUGUUUAUGGUCCGUGGGGUCGCCCUGAUAUGGCGUAUUUCUUCUUCACGAAGGAUAUUCUGAAGGGGAAGCAAAUAACGAUCUUUGAAGGGCCUGAUGGUGGAAGCGUGGCGAGGGAUUUUACGUACAUUGAUGAUGUUGUGAAGGGGUGUUUGGGGGCUUUGGAUACGGCUAGGAAGAGUACUGGGUCUGGAAAUGGAGGGAAGAAGAAGGGUGCUGCGCAGUAUAGAAUUUAUAAUCUGGGUAAUACUUCGCCGGUGCCUGUGACUGAGCUUGUCAACAUAUUGGAGAAGCUUCUGAAGGUGAAGGCUAAAAGGAAAGUGAUGGCCAUGCCUAGGAAUGGAGAUGUUAAGUUUACUCAUGCCAAUAUUAGCAGAGCGCACAGGGAGCUCGCAUACAUGCCUACUACUGAUUUGGAAGCAGGGCUCAGGAAGUUUGUUCGAUGGUACCUUGAUUUCUACUCUGUCUCUAAGAACAAGAGUGCUUCGUAAUUCAUAUCUCUGCUGCAUAACAAUUUCUAAUAAUCCCUCUCUUUAGCCUAUACAAUUGUAUUAGGGAAGAAGGACUAGAACCAUCAUAGUCUCUCUCUCUCUCUCUCUCUAAUUGAAACUUCUCUUUGACUUUGAAUCUUUAAUCCUGGAAUGUAUGCUUUUUACGUUAGCCAUUGUACAGUUUUUUUUUUUUAUUAAGAGAUCAUAUUGGUGUUUGUGUUGUGCACCUUGUCCUUUCUUUCCGAGUUUGAAACCAUUUGCAUUUCGACGCGGCGCUUUACAAGCGUAGUGUCAUACGUUGACGAAUGCUCAAUUACCUGUUUGCCAGCAUAAGGUGCAGUUAUCGUAAGAGUAUAAGAUGCCUUCUUUCCUCAUAGAGAUCACAGCUGUCCUUGUGAAUCUUCAUUGAUGUGGAAUUAUGGAUAUAUUUUGGUACGCGUGUACGUGUUAGUUGAGAGUACUUGCCUGCAUGUGCUAGUUGCCCCGGACUCUCUGCACUGAAGCCAGUGGUGACGUUUGUGCAACUUGUUCGGGAUGCAGUUUGGAAUUAGUAGAUCCCUCUUUGCAUCGUGCAUCCGUUCUGUUGGUUUUGGUCGCAGCAACUUCUGGACUAAUGAGUAAUACAGAAUAGGAUAAUAUGAAAUGGGAUUUGAUGGGGAACCAGAAUACUAAAUAUGUUGUCUCAGUUCAUGUAUGACACUCAUCUAGGCUUUUCAAAACCCUGAUACAGUGAAAUUUAUC